AUGCUGAGACGAUGCGACGUGGCGUUCUGUGAGAAGCUGCAUGGGCCCCAGGCUGUCUUUCAUGGGGUGAAAGGAUCGAGCGAAGCCAGUCGUGGCUCGAAACCAUCCUUGCUCGCCCCGUUGUCCAUGGCCUUCAGCUCUGUCGACGCGCUGCACAUGGCCUUGCCAGUCUUCGGUGCUGCUUUUCUUGCGGCGAUCUUCCUGUCCUUUGCCGCCUUUCUUAUCUCAUGGCUGUAUCGCCUCAUCUUCGUCAACGCCUGGGCCUUUCUCAUCUCCAAGAUUCCCAACAGUCUCAUCGCUGCCUCGGAUGAGGACGGGGAGAGUCCUCAAGGCCGAUGGAGCCGAACACCUGCGAGAGCAAGACAGACUGCCACCGUCAGGAAAGAAGAAGAGAUGCUUGCUAGAGGAGGAAAGGAAAGGUUGAAACCAGCAGGUCAGCCAGGAGGGGCUGACCUGCUCAAGAAGAACAAGGUGGUCGACGAUCGUCCCGAGGCAGCAAAUUUGUCUUGUUUGGACGCGUGGCAAAUCAGAAGAAGUAAAGAUGAUCCUGAAUAUGCGAUGCUACAACAUGUUGAGUUCGGCAUGAGCAUUGAGUUGCCUCUCAAUGGUGUUGGUGUUCUUUUCACUGCUGGAGGCGGCACUGUUGUCAAAAGGUGCUGGCCUGACGGGACCCUUUACGACCGAUUCGCCUUCCGCACAGGGACGGUGCUAGUGAAGGAGGAGAGGAAGGAGCGAGGGAGGAACGUGGUGUUUGCGGAUUCUCUGCGGGAUUUUUUGGGCUCUCAGAGCCAGAAGACGAUCGGAGAAUGGAGCUUUCAGCUAGAGGAGAGCGGGCGAGUGCUGCUGGGCCAUGACAGGGAGGAGCUGCUGCUGCUGGACGAUGGUUUUGCUUUCUUCGGGGAGGAAUCACGAGGAGUUCUGGUCCGGAGGAAGGAGGAGGUGCAGGUGAUGGACUCGUCCUCCCUGCUUCGCAUCGUCGGAAGAUCUUCAGACGCGAUCGAUCGACAGCUGGAGCGGAAGAAGAGGAAGAGGACGCAAGAAGAGGAGAGCAUGCAGGAGAUUCCUGAGGAGCUUCUCUGCCCCAUCACCAGGAAGAUGAUGAGAGAUCCUUGGAUAGCAGCCGAUGGCUUCUCGUAUGAGCGCGAGGCGAUCGAGGAGUGGUUCAGCAGCAGGGGCGUCCGCUCCCCCAAGACGGGGCUGCCGCUGCCGGACGCUAGGUUGGUUCCUAACAACGCGCUUCGCUCGCUCAUCGUCUCUCUCACAAGCGACGCCGAUGCCUCCCAGUAG
Molecule: messenger RNA, 1287 nt
Organism: Guillardia theta CCMP2712
Lineage: Eukaryota; Cryptophyceae; Pyrenomonadales; Geminigeraceae
Exons: 8
Coding region: 1-1287 (428 amino acids)
Biological process (GO): protein ubiquitination
Molecular function (GO): ubiquitin-protein transferase activity
Source: RefSeq, a predicted model, not a curated record